AUGCAUUCAAUUCUCUUUAUAACGUUCUUUGUUGGCUUAAUCACAUUUACAACAUCAAGUGACGUACUUGUUUUUACUGACAAUGAUUUCGAAACGAAAGUUAAACAACAUGACAUUCUACUCGCGGAAUUUUAUGCACCAUGGUGCGGACAUUGUAAGCGGCUCGCACCUGAAUAUGAAAAGGCGGCAACAGCUUUAGCUAAAAAUGAUCCACCUGUUUCUUUGGUCAAAGUUGAUUGUACUGUGGAAACAAAAACUUGUACUAAAUACGGUGUCAGUGGUUAUCCGACUUUGAAAAUCUUCAAGAACGGUGAAGUUGCUGAAGACUACAAUGGUCCUCGAGAAGCUGAUGGCAUUGUCUCGACCAUGCGUUCCAAAGCUGGUCCAUCCUACCGUGUUCUGAACACCUUAGCUGAUUAUGAAAAAUUCUUGGAACAUAACGAUCACAGUAUCAUUGGUUAUUUCGAUAGCGAAACACAAACAUUGAAAGAUGAUUUAGUCAAAGUUGCUAAUCAAUUAUCUGAGAAAUUCCGUUUUGCUUACACAACAGCAAAGGACAUUUUGGAAAAAGCUGGUCAUUCAAACAAAAUUGUUCUUCAUCAACCAAAACGCUUACAAUCGAAAUUUGAAGACGCUUUCACAGUUGUUCAAGAUGUUGGUGAGAAAGUCAAAUCAUUCAUUCAAGAAAAGAUUCACGGUCUUGUCGGUCAUCGUACAGCAUCGAAUGUUGCUGACUUUUCUAAACCAUCCGUUGUUGUCUAUUACAACGUUGACUAUACUCGUGAUGCCAAAGGCACGAACUACAUCCGCAAUCGUAUCUUGAAAGUCGCUAAGAAGUUAGCCGAUGAAGGUGUCAAUGUUCGAUUUGCUAUUAGUAAUCUCGAUGAAUUUCGUCAUGAAUUAACUCAAUACGGUAUCAAUGAUGCGAAGAAAGAUGCCAAAUAUGUCCUUGCUCGUGGUGCUCGCGAUGAAAAAUUCAAAUUACCAGGCGAUUUCAGUUUCGAAGCUCUUGAAGACUUUGCUCGUAAAUUAAUCAAAGGUGAACUCGAACCAUACUUGAAGUCACAAGAAAUUCCUGAACAAACUGGUGAUGUUAAAGUUGUUGUUGCUAAGAACUUCGAUGAAAUUGUCAAUGACAAAGAUAAAGAUGUUCUCAUUGAAUUCUAUGCACCAUGGUGCGGUCACUGUAAAUCACUCGCUCCUAAAUAUGAUGAAUUGGCCAAGAAAUUAAACAAGGAAAAGAGUAUUGUCAUUGCCAAAAUGGAUGCCACAGAAAAUGAUGUUCCAAGUACAUACAAUGUUCGAGGUUUUCCAACGAUCUACUUUGCACCAAAGAAUGACAAAAACAAUCCAAGAAAAUACGAAGGUGGCCGAGAAGUAGAUGAUUUCAUCAAAUUCUUGGCUAAAGAAGCCACAGAUGCACUUGAUGGCUAUGAACGCGAUGGUUCAAAGAAGAAAGAUGCUAACGCCGAACUAUAA
Molecule: messenger RNA, 1479 nt
Organism: Adineta ricciae
Lineage: Eukaryota; Metazoa; Rotifera; Eurotatoria; Adinetida; Adinetidae
Source: the annotation of a GenBank genome assembly